Pieris brassicae (large cabbage white) is the source of this 948-nucleotide messenger RNA. Its product is annotated as MORN repeat-containing protein 3-like. The record is from RefSeq and is a predicted model, not a curated record. Lineage: Eukaryota; Metazoa; Arthropoda; Insecta; Lepidoptera; Pieridae. Bases 63 to 863 code for a protein of 266 amino acids. The transcript is spliced from 5 exons.
UAUGUACUUACUUCCUUCAAAUUGCCUUUUAAGUUUUUAUAAUAUAUGUAUUAUGAUUUAUAAUGCCAUUUUACCAUCACCCAAGAAAUUUCACGCCAUUAUUAAAAGCAGCUGAGAGAAAAGCUGUUAAAAAUGGACUACAUCACUGUAUAUUUACAUCCAGAUUCGAUCGAUACGUAGGUGACUGGAAUAACGAUUUGAAACAAGGUAAUAUAUUCAGAGAUUCGAUCAAGAACUUUCUAAGAUGUUUCACAGGUAAAGGCUUGUUCCUGACAUACACUGGAAAAUUAUACGAAGGCGAUUGGUUCAAAGGAUUUAGACACGGCUACGGUACCCUUAGCAAUAAAUUAUUAAAUGGGACAUAUAAUCUAGAAUAUAGAGGAGAGUGGGUAAGGGGUAAACCAGAAGGUGCUGGCUGGAGAUACUACGAGAAUGGUAAUGUUUACUUUGGGUUUUGGAGACGAGGCCAACGGCACGGCUACGGCAAGAUGUGGUAUGCAGAUGGAACAUUUUACGUUGGCUAUUGGAAUAUGAGUAAAAAGGAAGGACUGGGAAUGUUCGUUCAAGUUAAUGGUAACCGUUAUGAAGGAAACUGGCAUCACGAUAAGAAAAACGGUAUUGGCCGUUUCUACCACCUUCACACUGGACAGUUGCAGGAAGGAUGCUGGCAGGACAACGUUUGUGUUAUGUCUAAGAUGUCAGAUAUAGAGAUUCGACAGUUUUGUUACUUUCCAUCUGAGUAUCCUAUACCACCUGAAACUUUACUAGAGUCAAAGAAAAUACUUGAGGAUAGCGAGUUCUGGCUUAAACAACAGAUAGGGAACAUAGACAAUAAAUUAAAGAUUUGUAUUGAUAAAAUGUAAUUUAUUAAAAAAAUCUACGUCAUAUCAUAAAAUUUUUAAUAUUUUUUCAAAAAUUAUACAUUUAAAAAUCGUCUAACUUUUUCAU